This is a messenger RNA of Vicia villosa (hairy vetch), 562 nucleotides long. RefSeq lists its product as uncharacterized. NCBI's taxonomy places the organism in Eukaryota, Viridiplantae, Streptophyta, Magnoliopsida, Fabales, Fabaceae. Bases 196 to 423 code for a protein of 75 amino acids. The transcript is spliced from 2 exons. The record is from RefSeq and is a predicted model, not a curated record.
UGGAUGGUAAAGCAUGUGAUACGGUGACAUGUGUGGGUGAUGUUCCUAUUAAUUUCCAUCUUCCUCAUCCACCUAUUUCUUUGAUCUGGCAACAAACUUUGUAUCCAUAAAAACAUUAAACUCUUGGGAAGAUUAAGAAAUAAAGUCUUGACACAAUUACAAGGGAAGCAUUUGUGGAACAAUUAUUGGGUUAAAAUGAAUCAACAAGCUAAUAAGAACAAUACUUUGAAUGUACGAAGUUCCAUUGAAAAAAAGGUGGAAACGGUCGAUCAUCAAUCAUCGGCAGGGCAAGGACAAGAGGAGAGGAAAGUGCAGGUCAUUCAUGAACCCCAUUCCAAAACCAGUGGCGGUGUUCUUACAGGUGCUGCUGAUGCCGUUGCGUCCACUCUACAAUCUGCCAAGGAUGCAAUUUCUAAAAAAUAAUGUAAAUUAGAAUUGUCAAUUUUUUCUGCAAAGGAUAUCAUAGGUUUGAAUGUUUGACAAUGUGUUUGUUCAUUCUUGUACAACUAGUUGUUCUUUGACAUAGACAUGAACAUAGUGUCAAUGAUGUAUUUUGUAUCAA